AAACAUCGGAUACGAAUCGCUCGAACGAGAAGGCCGAAUCAUAAUACGGGAAUCGAACAAGCAGAAGACUCAGUACUCUGCAUAAUAUCCUAUCUAUGGUGGGAAGGUGGCCAAUUCUUUCAAGAAGUAGAACGAAUUCCGACAAGAAAAGGAACAAAACAAGGGUGGAAAGAAGUUGAAUUGAGACGAGAAGGUGUUUCACGAACGCGAAACAGAAGGAACCCCAAUUCAUACCUGUGAAUGUGAUGCAGGCGAAGCUUUUGUGCGGGUGAAGAAGGCAGGCGGCGACGGAGUAGAAGUUGAGAAGAGGCGUAUAAUAAUGAAUGGGGGAAAUCCGAAACCCUAGGAAAGGUAGGAGGUGAGAUGGGAUCCGAAGCGGAGGAGUAGG
Molecule: messenger RNA, 388 nt
Organism: Linum tenue
Lineage: Eukaryota; Viridiplantae; Streptophyta; Magnoliopsida; Malpighiales; Linaceae
Source: the annotation of a GenBank genome assembly